Messenger RNA from Paramacrobiotus metropolitanus, 1959 nucleotides. Its product is annotated as kelch-like protein 12. The record is from RefSeq and is a predicted model, not a curated record. Bases 95 to 1906 code for a protein of 603 amino acids. The transcript is spliced from 6 exons. Gene Ontology annotation, molecular function: protein binding. Lineage: Eukaryota; Metazoa; Tardigrada; Eutardigrada; Parachela; Macrobiotidae.
CUCACGUUCUGCGUUAGUGUUUGUUGUUCUUGCUGGUGCGUUCUUUUUUACUGUCAGCACCCGGGAUUUGAAUUUUUAGACCUAAAUCGUAAUCAUGGCGGAAGGGGCCUUGAGUACCUCCCAACCUCCCCGCAAACGGGCGCGACGGUCCGAUAAUGCGCCUUCGCGGGAACUCGACGGGUCCGAGUUCUUCGCCGGACUGCAGGAAUCCCGUCACGAUUUCUACGACAUAUCGGUACGAGGUGCGGAGGACCCAACAAAACGGAUCAAGUCGAUUCCCUGUCACCGAAACGUGCUGAUGGCGCGCAGCGGUUGGUUCCGAACAAUGCUUCGUUCCCCAGGUGGCUCACAACAAGCAACCAUCCAUCUGCCCAAUGUUUCCCACGCUAUCGUGAAACAGUUGAUCGAUUACAUGUAUUCCUGCAAGGUCUCCAUCGGCAACAUGAGCAACGCGCUCCUUCUUCUGCAGGCAGCGGAUCUGCUGGAAAUGGGACAGAUUGUGCAAGUGUGCACGGAUUUUCUGCUGAAGAACAUGGACUUGGCUAACUGGUUGACGAUCUUCCGGGGAACGCGGCAACUGUCUGACAAACGUGUUGCUGAAGCGUGUCUGGUCUUUGCCCUUGAGAAUUUCGUCAAGAUCAGUUAUUCGCACGAUUUUCUCGACCUGGAUGCUGCUGAGUUGAAGCAGUUUGUCGUCUCCAACAAACUGAACGUGGAGAAGGAGGAGCAGGUGGCCGCGGCUGUUGUUCGCUGGUUGGGUCACUCCCUGCCGCAGCGAUCCCGGUUCGCUGUGGGACUGGGGAAAUGCAUCCGUUUGCCUUAUCUGACCGCCGAAUAUCGGGCUUCGCUGCCCGACACCCCCGCCGGGCAACACGUUCAGCAAACUUUGUUUGCGGCAGCUAAUGUGGCGCACCGGUACCGUGACUCCUACCGUAAGGAGCCUGUAAUCGUUUUCUUAUGGGGCUACAACAAGCAGACGAAGAGAACGGAGAAAAUGGACACUGUGGAAUUGUAUCGUCUUGAUCCGUUGACGGACAGCAAGUGCAGCGUACCGUGUGCAGUUCCGCCAAGCAGCUGGAGCGGUCCCAUGGUGUAUGUGGUGAAGGAUGGUCGGCUGCGAAUCUGCGUGUUGGCGGAAGAGGAUGAUCUGGAAUCCUGCCGCCUGUUCGUUUAUGCUGUGGACGAGGAUCGGUGGACGGACGGGGGAGAGUUUCCUGUCAGCAACGCCUGGCUGACCGCUAUUGGUGAUCGUAUCUACAUGAUGGGUGGCGAUCGCGAGUUGUAUGCUUUCGAUGAUGAAGUCCGCCAGUUGACCGCUAAGGCAAAAAUGCCGAUAAAGCUGCGUGCUAGCGCGAGUGUGGCGCACGACGGCCGGCUGUAUUUGUUUGGAGGAAGGAGAUGGUCUUCGCGCAGCAAACGUUAUUGUGCGACAACAGCGGCGUACUGCUACGACCCGGCACGCGACGUCUGGGAGAACCUGGCGCCUAUGCCGACAGCGCGCUAUGAUUGCCGGGCAUGUGUUGGCCCUGAUGGGCUCAUCUAUGUUGUGGGUGGUUGUGCCUCUGACUUGACAUACAAUGCGGUUACCAAGGGCUACUUUGACGGGGGUGGCCGCUGUGUGGAAGCAUACAACGUCCAGACAAACCUAUGGCAGAUUAAAGGGUCCAUGAAAACUGGGAGGUCGAAGAUGGGGCUGGUAUGGCUGGAGGAAAAGCUGUACGCUCUGGCAGGUUUUAUUGGAGCUUGGGGCGGACAUCUCCAGACGGAGUGCUACUACACAAAUACUAACCGCUGGUUAGAGUGUGAGCCGGCAUUUUCACCGCAGUGCGACAUGCACUGUGCCGUCGUGCCGCGGACCAUCGCCUGGAAGAACAUGCAGCGGUUCAUACCCGACGACCGUGACUAGUGUCAUGCUGACCAUUUAUCCGUUCAUUGUCCAAUAAUUUUUUCCAUCUGCUU